GAUAUCUUCCCUCCCUGAUUGGCAAACAACCAACAGGCAGUCCCCAGUGUCAUCUCCAUUUCAAGUUUCAACAAUCUGAGAAAAUUAGGUAAAGUACCAACCUUUUCUUCUUGUUGCUUUUUUUUUUCUUGUUCGCUAUUGGUCCAAGUUCUCUGUAAUUGGUUCAACAAAGCCACAAACCCAAAUGAUAGACUCAUUCCGUUGAUGGGAAUUCUUAGAUUUUAUUAGUAGAAAGUUGCUGGUUUGCUGCUGCUGAUUUUAUUCUGCAGAGAUAUGGCUGCUUUUUCUGUUGUUUGUAAUAAUGGGUUAUUGAUUAGUAAAGAGAACUUGGGGGUUCAUAGUGGAAAGGCCAAGUCUUUGAGGAGAUACACAAGUGUUUGUUAUAAUUCAGUUCUUAUAGGCUCGGUGGGAAUUUACAACAUUGGCAAUUCCCAACAUUUUAUUCUUUCUAGGAAUAAAUUUAGGUCAGUUUAUGAUGGAAAAAGUGAAGUUCCCUUCUUGAGGUUUUGUGUUUCUUUUAAGUCUCGACAUGGAUUAUGUUGUCAUAAUAAUAUUGGGCCAUCGAUGACAGAAGACACAGGAAAUGAACAAUCACAUUUGAAAAAGAGAGUCACUACUGGUUUGAGAAAGCGAUUUUCAUUGAGAUUGCGACCAAGAUUGCGGUUGUUGAUGAUAAGAUUGAAGAAAGUUUCAGUAAGGUCAAUGUUGAAUGAUUUUGUAAUGUUCUUGAGAAAGAAUAUAAAGAAAUUGACGCUUUAUUCUUCAAUUUCUCUUGCACUGGGGAUAUGCUACUUGUUCUUGAGGUUAACUGCAUUGCCAUCUCCGAAGAUUGUUCCAUACUCGGAUUUAAUAACAAGCCUUCAAAAUGAUUCCGUUUCAAAAGUUUUACUUGAAGAGGGAUCUCGUCGAAUAUAUUACAACACAAAAUCUCAGGGCAUUGAAAAUACUCAAGAUACGGAAGGAAAAUCUCCAAUGAUGGAUGUUUCAAAUGAGAGUGCAGCUGCUGCAGCUGCAAGAGGAGGUAUUGUGAGUACCGCCGGCCACAAAUCAAAAGUAGAUAUAUUGAAGAAGUUUUCAGGGUCUCGAGCUUCUACUCCCAAGUGGCAGUUUUCUACUAGGAAAAUAGAUCAUGAUGAGAAAUUUCUUCUUAGUUUGAUGAGAGAAAAGGGAAUCGUGUAUAGCUCCGCCCCUCAAUCAGUUUUGAUGUCAAUGAGGAAUACAUUGAUAACCAUAAUGUCUCUCUGGAUUCCUUUAACCCCUUUGAUGUGGCUCCUGUAUCGUCAACUUUCUGCUGCUAACAGCCCCGCAAAAAAGCGGCGACCUAAUAAUCAGAUGGUCACUUUUGAUGAUGUGGAGGGGGUUGAUGCUGCUAAGGUAGAGCUUAUGGAGAUUGUUUCAUGCCUGCAAGGAGCUAUAAACUACCAAAAACUAGGAGCAAAGUUACCUAGAGGUGUGUUGUUGGUUGGUCCACCUGGAACAGGGAAAACAUUGUUGGCCCGUGCAGUUGCUGGAGAAGCAGGAGUACCAUUUUUCAGUGUUUCUGCUAGUGAAUUUGUGGAGUUGUUUGUUGGAAGAGGAGCAGCUCGCAUUAGAGAUCUCUUUAAUGCGGCAAGGAAAUGUGCCCCAUCGAUUAUAUUUAUUGAUGAACUUGAUGCAGUUGGGGGAAAACGUGGUAGAAGUUUCAAUGAUGAGCGUGACCAGACACUAAACCAGUUGCUGACAGAAAUGGAUGGAUUUGAGUCGGAUAUGAAAGUGGUUGUUGUUGCAGCAACUAACAGACCAGAAGCACUGGAUCCUGCCCUUUGUAGGCCUGGUCGAUUCUCAAGGAAGGUACUUGUAGGAGAACCUGAUGAAGAAGGAAGGAAAAAGAUCUUGGCUGUACAUUUGAGAGGAGUUCCUGUAGAAGAAGACACAGAUCUCAUCUGUGAUCUAGUUGCUUCUUUGACCCCAGGUUUUGUAGGAGCUGAUCUUGCAAACAUUGUCAAUGAAGCUGCUUUACUUGCUGCACGGAGGGGUGGUGUGACUGUAACAAGGGAAGAUAUAAUGGAAGCUCUCGAAAGAGCGAAGUUUGGGAUCAAUGAUAGCCAUCUGAAGCCCAGUGCAAUAAGCAAGGAGCUGGGGAAACUUUUCCCAUGGAUACCAUCUAUACUGGGAAGGAAUGACAGAGGACAAGAUGGUUUGCAGGGGCCUCUGGGUUACCAAACUCUGAGCUAAGUAUGUUUUCUUGGUACUUUCACUGUGAAUUCAUGAUUAAUCUUUUUGUUGUUUUCCCCUUCACCCGCCCUAUGUAAGCUCAAUUUUGCAGGUUUAUUGGCCUUUAUAUUCUUCA
Molecule: messenger RNA, 2329 nt
Organism: Hevea brasiliensis (rubber tree)
Lineage: Eukaryota; Viridiplantae; Streptophyta; Magnoliopsida; Malpighiales; Euphorbiaceae
Product: probable inactive ATP-dependent zinc metalloprotease FTSHI 3, chloroplastic
Exons: 4
Coding region: 274-2214 (646 amino acids)
Biological process (GO): proteolysis
Cellular component (GO): chloroplast thylakoid; membrane
Molecular function (GO): ATP binding; zinc ion binding; ATP-dependent peptidase activity
Source: RefSeq, a predicted model, not a curated record